Molecule: messenger RNA, 3186 nt
Organism: Guyanagaster necrorhizus
Lineage: Eukaryota; Fungi; Basidiomycota; Agaricomycetes; Agaricales; Physalacriaceae
Exons: 15
Coding region: 205-2865 (886 amino acids)
Biological process (GO): DNA-templated transcription; regulation of DNA-templated transcription
Molecular function (GO): zinc ion binding; DNA-binding transcription factor activity, RNA polymerase II-specific; DNA binding
Source: RefSeq, a predicted model, not a curated record
AACACCUUCUGUGUUGAUUUCACGUAUAAUGUUCUACUCUUGCUUUCGACAACGAACAAGCGAACUAUGCCGUACACUACAAUUAUCCGUGAUUGCGCCUCAGCACCGUUCCCCCGGACCCCGCACUAAUAAGCGAUCCCCGUGACGAUAAUUCGUCAUGGUUAGGCCGAAAGGGGCUCACUGAUUCCUCUAUGUGCAACUGGAAUGCCACCCGAGACAACAAAGCGACGACAAAAGAUCUUCAGUGAGGAAGAGCUCAAGGAUAUUGAGCAAAAGCGUAUUCGGGGAGAACUUUCUUGCGCUGAAUGUCGCCGACUCAAACUUCGCUGCGAUAAGAAGGUUCCCUGUAGCUCGUGUUGUAGGCGAGGAUGCGAGAGUAUAUGCCCCUGUGGUAUUUUGUCUGCGGGACAAGGCACUCGAUUCAUUCUCGCUGAUACGGAUCAUCUGCAUCGUAAAAUCACCGAAAUGAGCCAACGUAUACGGUCGCUCGAGGACGCGUUAGCGAUUCUACAGGCUAGUGUCUCUGAAGAGCGACACCCUCUUCUCGACGAUGAACUUCUCAAAAUCAAAUUUGGAGCAGAGGCUGCAAACCGGGACCGACGUCCCGCAGAGACACAGGCCAUUGAUGCUCUCGGGACGUUGACGUUGACCGACGAGGGUGACAUGCGGUAUUUCGGCAGGUCAGCUGGUUCAGAGACAUUAAUCGCAGGCGAGGAAUGGGAUAAUAUUUCCGACUAUUCAUCCGACGACAGUACCGAGCUUUCAACAAGCCCGUCGCUGGAGAAGGCCACCACAGGAUUUCUGUUUUCACAAGCACAUAUGGCCGCUGCCAAUGUUGCCUCCAGGUUACCCCCAAGAGACCGCGCCCAUGUCCUCUGUCAAUUGUAUAUCGAUCACGCGUCCCUCUUCUUCCGGCCUAUCAAAAGGGAUGAACUGUUUGAUUUGUUCCUCCCUGACAUAUACAAGGAGCCUAAUUCGGCUGUUCCCCAUACACUUGCUACCCUGUUCUUUGUGUUUGCACUGGGGGCGCUGUUUGAUCUCCGUCUUGGGGCCUACAACAAAGAGGCGGAAUUAUAUUAUCACCUGGGACUUACAGCGCUGUCACUGAAACACGUUCUACUGGAUGCGCCUCAAAUUAACACCAUUCGCGCAGUCGGACUUAUGGCGACGUAUCACAGCAUGGCAAGUAAAAAGUACUCCCGGGAUACCGCUUGGUUUAGCAUGGGGCUUGCUGUCAAGUUAGCACUAAGUAUUGGCCUUCAUCGGGAUAGCGCGAGAUGGCACAUGGAACCCAGGACCGUUCAAAUGCGCAGAAAUCUAUGGUGGGAAAUCUUCUCUUCCGACGUAUCUCAUAGCCUUGCCCUUGGUCGGCCUCCCGCAGUUCAUCUAUCGUUUGUUGACUGUGAGUUCCCAACCGAUGAGGAGGCAACGUUGAGCCAGUCGGGAGAUAUUGAAUUUGGUUUCUGGCGCAUGAAAUACACCUUUGCCCGAGACAUCUUCAGUGCUGUCGUUGACGCGACCCUGACUGCCCAAACGCCAAGCUAUGCUACUAUACUGGACCUUGAUAAGAAAGUCCGUCAGAUGACCUUCCCGUCGUCCUUCAAGCCGUAUGUCAAACUCGAAGAUGGGGUCGGAGACUACUAUUCUAGUGCGAAGAGUCUAAGAGACUUUUAUGCAAGUCAACAUAGGACCGUUACGAUGCUCUACCUACAUCGGAGUUACUUUGCUCAGUCUAUCCUCGAUUCCCCUUCGAAUCCUCUUCUCAGUCCCUUCGCUCCCUCUUUCCUAACAGCGUAUCGGAGUGCGUCUGUUAUGAUAAAGGCUGCCGCGCACCAGUUUGAUCGUUCAGCUGACGCGGCCACGAGGGUAUGGUUCCUGCUGUAUCACAUUUUUUCUUCAGCAGUGGUCGUUGGCAGUGUGGUCACUCGUUCACCUAAUACCACCAUCGCUCGCAGUGCUUUGGAGGACUUGGAGUUGGCCAUCAGGCUGUUCGAAACGUGCGCAGCUAAAUCUCAGAGAGCAAGAGUCGCCUUAGGCAUUCUGCGCAAGCUCAGAGAUAAAGCCAUAGUAUCUUAUACCCAGUCCCGGCUAAAAUCCCGGUCACCCGAGAGCGAUAUGUCCGACAAGUCAUCCACCCAACCACCGUACUCCGAGUCCGAAGAUGAAUUGGCAAUAUUCGGCGGGCAGACUAAAGUACUGACAAAGAGGCAUCGGUCAAAGAACUCGUUACAGUUUACCGGUUUCCCUGCUUCUACUACUGAGUCCACGCCUUCUCCUGGGGGCCCUGCAGCUGAAGCGAAGCUACAUAAAGUCAAUGUCCAUCCGUCAUUGAUGGACUACAUUAAAGACGGCGGUGGGGGGAUGAUGACGACAACGGAACCUCGUCUGCAAAUUCAUGGACAGUGGUCGCCUCAAACCGUACAACCAUUUCCUUUAUCAUCAGGAUCGACUUUCGCAAAUGUCCCGCCGACUGGUACGGAAGAGGACCAUGGGUUUUCGUGGAACGCUAUAUUCGAUCUUCCAAGCACGAAUUGGACGGAGACCUCUCCACUUUAUUCAAUCGGACCCGCGUCCGCGGGCUACCACCCACAAACGCUCUAUGCUCCUCCAGUAAACCAAACGCCACAGCCACAAUACCAGCCGCCUGAGUCUGGUAUCAGCUCUAAUGACCUGAAUUGGUUCAAUAUCCAACAUCCACCACCGGUGCCAGUCUUCCCGGCAGUGAAUGCUGCUGCGCUGGCGGAGUUGGGAUUGAUGACGGAGUCGAAUAUGGAUCCGGGGUGGCUGUCUUUUAUGCACGAGUGCGGCAUAGUAGUCGCAGAUCCUACGGUAGGGCUUUCUUCUGGGCUUGGGAUGGGUAUGUAGAUCAAUAUUGUAUGAUAUAUUUUUAGGUAGUGUAAUUUGUCGGAAUUUGUAUCCAUCAUCUUUUAUUAAUAUUAUAGUUAUAUAUUGACGUGGGUUAAUUUUUUCGACGGCCGUACACCUCAUCGCAAGGUUCAAGAUUAAUUAGGAAUCCGCACCGUAUGCGCUGAAACCGUCGACGGUACGGGUCGUAACCGUACCCGUCAACCGUAUUUUUGGCGAUGCCAAGCGACUCGAAUAUCAUAACGUCUUCUUCCAGCGCGACGUUCAGACGUAUCCAGCAGGCAUCCGUUCCGUCACAAUCACUAUAAAGAGCUGUAAAAG